Molecule: messenger RNA, 6076 nt
Organism: Candoia aspera
Lineage: Eukaryota; Metazoa; Chordata; Lepidosauria; Squamata; Candoiidae
Gene: CRYBG2
Product: crystallin beta-gamma domain containing 2
Exons: 19
Coding region: 1-5517 (1838 amino acids)
Biological process (GO): lens development in camera-type eye; visual perception
Molecular function (GO): structural constituent of eye lens
Source: RefSeq, a predicted model, not a curated record
AUGGAGAAAGUUGCCAACAGUACACCCUCUUGUCAAAGCAGGCCAAGAGGACAUGCCCCAAGACCUCCGCUGCGACCAAAGAAAAAUGCUCUUGACUCUCUCAAGAAGAAUGUCAAAACUCCCUUUGGCAAAGUGUCAGCAGCCUCCCUGACGGUUGAGGGAGAAGGCGCCAGAACCAGCAGCCCCUCUAGAGUGUCCAAGCUGCUUGAGGCCUGGGAGAAAGGACUUGUGGGGAUGGACGUCACUGGCCCAGCUCCUUCAGCCGAAACCAGGCCCUCCCAUUCUCCCAUACCUACCAGGCGCUUACUUUCAGCCCCAGAUGAUGCCCACUCUUCUCACCCCGCCAGUUCCAAGAAUUCUGUUUCACCAUCCAACUUGGCCUCAGUAGAUGCCAAGCAACGCCUUUCUCCAGCAAAUGCCAGGAAGUCUUGUUCUCCAGCAGGGAGAAGGCAAUCCCCUUUCUCAGAGGAUGCCAAGCAGUCCUCUUCUCCUAGUCCUCAGCGUCCUUCUGGUACAGCAGAAAGCCAGAGGUCCCACUGUCUGGGAGGUGGGGCGCAGCCUCCCUCCCUAGCACCAACGCAGCAGCCCCUUUCCCCAGCCAAGGCCAGGCAAACACAGGUGCCCCCCUUGCCAGCAGGCAGCAGCCAUUCACAUUCUCCAGUAGGGAGGAGAUAUUCGCCUUCCAGAACAGAGAACCAGUCCUCCUCUUCCCUGGAUGAUACCCAGCACUCAUCCUCCUUGUCAGAAAACAGGUCCUCCUAUUCUGUGGCAGAUAUGAGGCGUUUCUAUUCUGGAGGAAGCAUCAGACAGCCACCUUCUCCAGUUUCUUCAAUGGUGGAGACCAAGCAGCCAUUCACCCCAGCAGACAGCAGGAGCGUGUCUCCCUCAUCAGAUGCCAGGAGCUCACCUUCCCCAAUAGGUGCAAAGCGUUCAUCACCCUCCUCGGACACCAGGUGUCCAUUCCACCCACCAGUCAAUGGAUGCUCUUCCUCCUCUGCAAGUGCCAGGUGCUCAGCUUCCCCAGCAGAGGUCAACUGCUUGCCUCCUCCACCAGAUGUCAUACCUUUAUCCUCCCAAGCAGACAGCUGGCAUUCUUUGUCCAAAAUGGACACUGAGGGCUCACCUGCCCUGGUGGAGCCUAGAGGCUUCUCUUCCACAGCAGUUGAGGGGCAUUCCUGCUCUCUCAGUCCACGGAGAAAUUUUACAGCUCAUGGGCCUGUGUUUGCUCAAGUUUAUUCCCGGCCUCCCAAGCCGAAGGACCAGUUGAGGACAGAGGCGCAAGAUGGCAAGAGUACCAGAGUUACUGAAUCACCGGGAACAACUCUCUGUCAUGCUGCUGUUCACAGUCCUGGAGAUGCUGGAUUUCCAAAAGAGAACCAUGUCACAAACACUGAUGGUCUCCAGGAAGAGAAGAAUCUUGCUGUUUCUCCUGACAGUAUUGGUGGAACCAUGUCCCAGAAGGAAAGCCAUAUGCUAAAUGGUGAUUGCUCCAUGGCAGACAGUAGAUCCUUGAGGGAAAGCAAGUUGCCUGGUGCCAUUGCUCUUCGAUCCUCAGCAGAAAGUUCUCCAUCCAGCACCCUCAAUGCUACUUCAUUCUCUGGAUCCUCAGGGGGAAAUCACAUAUCCUCUGCCACAAGCACUAAAUUUUUUGAGGAGCCUUGUGUGUUCAAGCCAGUGCCUCAUGUUGUGAGUUCCAGCACUGUAGCCAAAUCCCAAACCCAGUGGUAUGGGCCCAAGGGCAGCAGUGUGGUUGUCUUGAGAGCCAAACAACAAGUCAUUGUGCCCCAACCUGGAUACUCUACCAUUUAUCAAGCCGGGCGAGAGAUUAUUCUGUCUGCCCCUGGAUCAGGGAACCCCAGCCAGGGCUGGCAAGAGAAGUCCCCUGCUCCAAGCUCCACCACCAGCAGUCUGCUGGAAGAAAACAGGCAAACCCAGGCUGAUCUCCCUGAUGCUGAGUCCCACCAAAGAAUCCACUCCUCCUUCCCCAGAUCUUGCAUCUGCUCCAUGCCAGAGUCACAGCCGGAGAAUGGCAUGACUCACUCUCAAAAUGCCAGUGUGAUGGAUGCCCAGAGGCCAAGGUGUGUGCUUGUGCCGAGCCCUGCUUGCGCGUCAAACAGAGAGGCUACCAUAGUCAGGGAGGGAGUAACUCCCUUCAGCACACCCCAGAGAGACUGCAGCUUGCCCAGCAAAUCUGCCUCCCAGAAGCACAGCAACCUGUUCGCAGGGAGCAGGUCUGAACCAGAGCAAGGCAUGCCCAAUGCAGGAGACCCAAUAGCAAAUGGGUCAGAUCAAGAGAGCAGCUUGUUAGGCGUGGGAAAAGCCAGCUUGACUGCAAACAGAAGAAAUAAGGGCCCGUUGGACGCUGCAGGCGAAACUGGAAUCUCUGUGGCAUCUCAGCAAACUUCUCCAGGGCAUCAUGAAGCCAGAACGCAGGAUGAACUAAAGGAAGAACAGCAGACUGCAGGCAAAGGUUCUCCAGUAUUUGCACCAGAACAAAAGGGUCCCCCUGAUGGUACGCUAACUUCCUUGUCAUUGCCUGAACCUCCAAGGGGAAACACCAGAAGCAGCAACCAGACAUCAGAACAGGAACCUGAGGAAGUGGAAAUGGAGCAUUUUGUAGACACCCUACGCAACAUGGACCCUGCUGACCUCCGGAAGCCCUCAAAAGUCCUCCUGAGGCCUCCACGCCCUUCUAUCCUUGCCAAGCCCAAGGUCCUUCCACCUAUCGACGAGAACCACAUCACUCCCAAGUCGAAGGUUCCUCUCCCAGCAGCAUUAGGUGAGCUGUUUGUUCUGACUGAGGCAAACUCAGAGAAGGGAACAGGACCCAAGGGGGAGGAGCCAGGAUGGGCAGAAGAAGACACGGAGGAGAUUGAGAACCCUUAUCUCAGUAAAGAAGAUAAAUCGUGGGAUUGCAGCAUAGACAGGAGAUCUUACUCUUGGGAAAACCAGCAAUACAAGACUGAGGAGGAGAUUGGGGCUUUUCUUGGAAAACUCCAGCGAAGCCCAGGAGAUACCAAGGGCAAAGUUAUUGCCCCCAAAGCUAUUGUGAAUCAGACCAACUUGAUUAGAAGCAAUAUUCUCAAAGGGACCUCUCUUUUGUCCAACUUCGUAGACCGAAGGGUUGUGGAAGGCAAGCCUUAUUCUCGCUUGGACAACAGCUUUCUCUAUAGCAAGUUCAUCUCCCCAGAAAAGGCUGAAUUCAAGGCCCCGACAAAAAGGAAGAAAAUGAGCUCAUUUGUCCAAAAAAUCAGUAGAGAGUGCCAGAUGUCUGCAAAUGGGCAUCAGGAGGAUGCUGUGCACAAGGGGUUAUCACCAACUGCACUCCACUUCAGGGCACCAGAUACCAAUGGCAACUCCAGGCAGAUUAUUCUUCUAUCCAAGGAAGCAGAAACCUUGACCCAGUCAGAAAUUCAGGAAAAGAAGCCUUUGAAGAUUAACAAGCGUCCCAGCAAGAUCAUUUUAUACUCUGAGGCAGGCUUUGGAGGGCAGAAAAGAGAAAUCUGGAGUGAUGUCCCAGAUGCCACUUCCUGGGAACUUGCAAGCACAAUCUCCAUUCAGGUGGUCCGAGGAGGCUGGCUGAUGUACGAAAAGCCCAGAUUCCACGGGCGGAAGUGUGUGCUGGCUGAAGGGAAUGUGGAAAUCGCUAACCCUUGGAGAAUGUACUGCAAGAAAGAGUCAGAAAGAGAGAAUGCUCCAUUCCGUAUUGGUUCUCUCAAGUGGGUUGUGCAGGAUUACAGACUCCCCGAGAUCAGUUUUUUUUCAGAGGAAAAUGGCGAAGGGAGAAAACAGAGAUUCAGCGAUUCUGUGGAAGAUUCACGAACUUAUGGCCGACCCUUGAAGGCAGCAUCUAUCAUUGUACACUCUGGCCUGUGGCUCGUUUAUUCAAAACCAUUCUUUGAUGAUGACCCAUAUGUCUUAGAACCUGGUGGGUAUCCCAGUUUGCAAGCCUGGGGGGCAAAGGACCCCUCCAUUUGCUCCAUGCACCCAAUUAAACUGGGUUCCCCUGUUGUUGAAAACCCUGCAGAGCCCAAGGCUCUAAUUUUUGAGAGGCCACAUUUUCAGGGCCGUAACUGGGAAGUAAGUCGAGAUAUUUACAACUUAAAGAAGCCAGAAAACAACCAGGAUUCCAUGAUGUCUACUGCCGGUUCUCUGAAAAUCACGGGAGGCUGUUGGGUUGGCUAUGAGAAAGAAGGUUUUCGUGGCCAUCAGUACCUACUGGAGGAAGGAGAAUACUGUGACUGGACAGAAUGGGGUGGCUCUAAUGAAGAACUGGUGUCGCUGCGGCUGAUCCGGACAGACUUUCUGGACCCAGCCCUUGUCCUUUUUGAAGCCAUGGAUUUUGAAGAUGGCCCCAGUGUUGAGCUCAGUGAAGCUCUGCCAGAUGUUGAGCUGGCCAGCUAUGGGACUGUGACACAAUCCAUCCAUGUCCUGAGUGGAGUGUGGGUAGCCUAUGAAGGCAAGAAUUUCAGUGGGGAGCAAUAUAUUUUGGAGAAAGGGGUGUAUCGCAACUGUGAAGACUGGGGAGCAAGCAACUGCCGGAUUGCCUCCGUGCAACCUGUCCAGCAGGUUGGGGAAUGCAACUUACACUUCGUUUCUGAGAUCCAGCUCUUCUCAGAUCCUGAUUUAUUGGGGAACUCCAUGACUUUUAAGGAGGAUCAAGCAUCACUUCCAGAGAACUUCAUCCUCAGUUCCUGCAGGGUCAAUGGAGGCAGCUGGAUUCUUUAUGAUGACCACCAGUUUGACGGUGAGCAGCACAUUCUCUCAGAAGGCGAGUAUCCAUCGCUGACCUCCAUGGGUUGCAGCUUCACCACGGUUAUCCACUCUCUGAAGAAAGUCCCUAUUUUCUUCUCUGAGCCUUCCAUCUUCCUGCAUGGACUGGAGUGUUUCGAAGGGAAGGAGAUUGAGCUGAAUGGUGAAAUGCGCAGCCUGAAAGCCGAAGGGUUCAAUAAUCACGUGCUCUCUGUCCGAGUAAAGGGCGGGAUCUGGGUGCUGUGCGAACACAGUGACUUCCGAGGCCAUCAGUGGCUUUUGGACUGCACGGAGAUCACCAACUGGCUGACAUAUAGUGGGAUUCAACAUAUUGGCUCCCUCUACCCCAUCAGGCAGAGAAGGAUCUAUUUCCGACUAAAAAACCAAGAGUUGAAGUCCUUCCUCUCUGCCCCAGAUGAUGUUGAAGACAUGAAAGCUGGACGAGUUCUGGUUUCGGAGAUCAAUGACAAGAACAGCUGCAUCUGGUACUAUGAAGAGGGACUUAUGAAGAACCAAGUUGCACCUAAUAUGAGUCUCCAGGUGAUUGGUCAGGCUGGGAAGGGCACCAAAGUGGUAUUAUGGUCUGAGAGCCGAGUGCCCCAGCAGACAUGGAGGAUUGAUUCAUUUGGGAGGAUAUGCAGCCAAAUGUUUGAUGAUAAAGUCCUAGAUGUGAAAGGAGGCAGAACCUAUGACCAGGAUCAUGCUGUCAUCUGGGACUCAUCUGAAGAGAGACCCACACAGAUUUGGGAUGUUCAGCUGCUGUGAAGAAGGCAGGAAUGGGAUCAUGAGUAGAACAGGAGCUCGCCUUGCAAGUCAUCCAUGUUUUUUCGUGAACAAGUAGCAUUUUGUUUGGGAUGGAAAAUGAUAACCACGUGGGUGCUGUUUUGAGUCAGCGUAAGCCAUCCUUCCUUUCCCAAAGCUCACAGUCUGAAAAAGCACAAUUGUUUAAUAGUACAGAUCUGAGACUGACUUUCUCAGUCUUCUUGCACUGGACAUUUGUUUCCAUGCCUUUUUUUUUUUUUAGCUGCCCAGAGUGAUACUUUCCAAGGUGCAGAUUACUGUAGCAUUCCAAGAGGUGAGUCAUUCACUGCUGGACAGGACUGGGAGCAGCAGCUCAGUUGCUCAAGCAGGAAGAGGUAUCCCCAGCUGGUUUGGAUAUUUAAAGAGAAAUCUAAUUAACAUAAGAACCUAUAUAGGCAUGCAUGAUCAUGCUUGUCCUUUUUACUCUUUUUAUUCUAAGGGAAAGGCCUUCCUACCUUAAAAAUUCUAUUUAUGUAACUAUGUACAGUAGGCUGCUUUUAUAAACUUAUCUCUCUCUGGUGGA